Phacochoerus africanus (Common warthog) is the source of this 1276-nucleotide messenger RNA. RefSeq names its product kallikrein related peptidase 9 (gene KLK9). The transcript is spliced from 5 exons. Gene Ontology annotation, molecular function: serine-type endopeptidase activity. The record is from RefSeq and is a predicted model, not a curated record. Gene Ontology annotation, biological process: proteolysis. Bases 58 to 813 code for a protein of 251 amino acids. Lineage: Eukaryota; Metazoa; Chordata; Mammalia; Artiodactyla; Suidae.
CCAUAAAGAAGCGCAGAACGCGCAGCGCUGGAGCGAGGACCCAGGCACCCGGAGGCCAUGAGGCUGGGAUUCGUCUGGGCUCUGCUUUCUCUCCUGGCAGGGCACGGCUGGGCAGACACCCGCACCAUCGGGGCGGAGGAAUGCCGCCCCAACUCGCAGCCCUGGCAGGCUGGGCUCUUCUAUCUCACCCACCUCUUCUGCGGGGCGACCCUCAUCAGUGACCGCUGGCUGCUCACAGCCGCCCACUGUCGCAAGCGACACCUGUGGGUCCGCCUCGGGGAGCACCACCUCUGGAAAUGGGAGGGGCCAGAACAGUUGUUCCGGGCCACAGACUUCUUCCCCCACCCUGGGUUCAACCAGGACCUCAGUGCUCAAGAUCACAACGAUGACAUCAUGCUGAUCCGUCUGCCAAGGAAGGCAAAUCUGGGAUCCACCGUGCAGCCCCUCAACCUCAGCCAGACCUGCUUCUCCCCAGGCACCCAGUGCCUCAUCUCAGGCUGGGGGGCCGUGUCCAGUCCCAAGGUGCAGUACCCACUCACACUGCAGUGUGCCAACAUCAGCAUCCUGGAGCCCACACUCUGCCAUCAGGCAUAUCCGGGCCACAUCUCAGACAGCAUGCUCUGUGCCGGCCUGUGGGAGGGAGGCCGGGGCUCCUGCCAGGGUGACUCUGGGGGUCCCCUGGUUUGCAAUGGAACCCUGGCUGGUGUGGUGUCCGGGGGCUCCGAGCCCUGCUCCAGACCCCAGCGCCCCGCGGUCUACACUAGUGUAUGCCGCUACCUGGACUGGAUCCGAAAGACCAUGGAGGACAACUGAGUCCUAGAGCCUUGGACGACCAGGGGAGAGGGGGGGCGCAGAGGAGGAGGAUCUGCGAGGCUUCUUCCCCCCCCCCCCGCCCCCCUUGGCUUCAGCUGGCCUGGAGACACCUUCUGGAUAUUCAAGUUCCCAACUUCUGGAUAUUCAGACUCGCCCCCCCCCUCCACGUCCCCGCGAAGGAUAUAGCCACGCCCCCUUGUAAGGAGCCACCCCUCUCGGCUCCACUUCUGUGACGUCAACAGGAACUGGCACCACCCCUAUGGAACAGCAUCUCCUGUGGCGCUGCGCCAUUACGACCUUUCCUAAAUAGCUCCUCCCCUCCCGAGCUUUGCCCAGUGAGAUUUCCCCUCAGGACCCCACCCUUUGUGGCCCCGCCUCCUUCUUCGGAGAGCCCGCCCCGUGACGUCAUGGAAGAGAGGUCGGCCCCCCCCCCCGCCCCGCAGCUUGCACCUCCGCGGCGUUC